Messenger RNA from Nothobranchius furzeri (turquoise killifish), 1807 nucleotides. Its product is annotated as procathepsin L. The record is from RefSeq and is a predicted model, not a curated record. Gene Ontology annotation, biological process: immune response; positive regulation of apoptotic signaling pathway; positive regulation of peptidase activity. Lineage: Eukaryota; Metazoa; Chordata; Actinopteri; Cyprinodontiformes; Nothobranchiidae. Gene Ontology annotation, cellular component: lysosome. Gene Ontology annotation, molecular function: cysteine-type endopeptidase activator activity involved in apoptotic process; cysteine-type endopeptidase activity.
UCAUCUAAAUGGGCGAGGCAUCGAUGGGAGCAAACAUGGAUCUGACCAAUCAGAGAGCUCGGUGGGACGUUAUCCAGGGGCCGCUUCGGCCUUUAUAACACUAGCUUUUCCCGUUAUAAAGAGCCUUUUCCUGCUUCUCCAUUCCAUAAUCAGCUUUGUACAUAAAAAGCCAUAAAGAUGCUUCCCUUGGUCGUGCUGAUGCUGUGUCUGAGCUCGGUUCUCCCAGCACCGAGCCUGGACCCACAGCUGGACCAGCACUGGGAUCUGUGGAAGAGUUGGCACAAGAGGAGCUACCAUGAGAGGGAGGAGGGCUGGAGGAGGAUGGUGUGGGAGAAGAACCUGAAGAAGAUUGAGAUGCACAACCUGGAGCACUCCAUGGGCAAACACACCUACCGCCUGGGCAUGAACCACUUUGGAGACAUGACUCACGAGGAGUUCAGGCAGAUCAUGAAUGGCUACAAGCACAAAGCAGACAGGAAGGUGAAGGGGUCCCUGUUCUUGGAGCCCAACUUCCUGGAGGCUCCGCGAUCCGUGGACUGGAGGGAGAAGGGUUACGUCACCCCCGUCAAGGACCAGGGUCAGUGUGGUUCCUGCUGGGCUUUCAGCACCACCGGAGCUCUGGAGGGUCAGGAGUUCAGGAAGACCGGGAAGCUGGUGUCCCUGAGCGAGCAGAACCUGGUGGACUGUUCUAGACCCGAGGGCAACGAGGGCUGCAACGGCGGUCUGAUGGACCAGGCCUUCCAGUACGUGAAGGACAACAUGGGUCUGGACUCGGAGGAAUCCUACCCAUACCUGGGGACGGAUGACCAGCCGUGUCACUACGACCCCAAGUACAACUCUGCCAACGACACCGGGUUUGUGGACGUUACCAGCGGCAACGAGCGUGCUCUGAUGAAGGCCGUGGCGUCUGUGGGACCGGUUUCUGUUGCCAUCGAUGCCGGUCACGAGUCGUUCCAGUUUUACCAGUCGGGUAUCUACUUUGAGAAGGAGUGCAGCAGCGAGGAGCUGGACCACGGCGUGCUGGUGGUGGGUUACGGCUUCCAGGGAGAAGAUGUAGACGGCAAGAAAUACUGGAUCGUCAAGAACAGCUGGAGUGAGAAGUGGGGCGAUAAAGGUUACAUCUACAUGGCCAAAGACAGGAAGAACCACUGCGGCAUCGCCACAGCAGCCAGUUACCCUCUGGUCUGAUUGCUGGGACCACCCAGGGCUUCAGGCCAGAACCGUUUAGUGUUCUUUUUUUAGUUUGGAGCUUCGGUCGGAGCGACGCAGGAAAUUCUGCUGUAUUUCAGAACGAGAGCGUCUCGUUUUUAAGGAAACGUGGCUGUUUUUGUUGUUGUUGGAUGAUUUUAUCGCCACUUUAGUUUGUCUUUUAAAUUGUAGUUUAAAGUUUUCCAACCAUCCAUCGUCUGAACCCACUUUGUCCAUGUAGGGUGGGUGGGGGGCUGGGCUGGUCAAUGGGCAAUCAGGCGGGGUACACCCAUUCCAUCGCAGGGCAACACAGAGACACACAGGACAGUCUCUCUCACACACACACACCUAAGGUCAGAACCCACGCAUGCCCAGGGAGAACAUGCAAACUCCAUGCAGAAAGAUCCCAGGCCGGGAAGCGAACCCAGGACCUUCAUGCUACAAGACAACGGCUCUAACCACUGCUCCACCGCGCAGCCCCAGUUUAGAGUUUUAUUCUAUGUAAAUAUGUUCAUGCUACUUGGCGAGGGACUCCUGAACACUUUGCUUCAGGUUUUUGUAAAUGAGUUUGUUGUUUUCUACUUUUACUGUGAUCAAAUAAAGUUUUUUAAAACACUAA